Molecule: messenger RNA, 1194 nt
Organism: Drechmeria coniospora
Lineage: Eukaryota; Fungi; Ascomycota; Sordariomycetes; Hypocreales; Ophiocordycipitaceae
Product: anthranilate phosphoribosyltransferase
Exons: 2
Coding region: 1-1194 (397 amino acids)
Biological process (GO): L-tryptophan biosynthetic process
Cellular component (GO): cytosol
Molecular function (GO): anthranilate phosphoribosyltransferase activity
Source: RefSeq, a predicted model, not a curated record
AUGGCAUCCCAAGGCGGCGCCGAGACCGGCAAGGAGCCGUUGCCUCCCGUCGACAUCAAGCCGUUGCUCACGAAGCUCUGGCCGAUGAAUGCCGACGUCGCGCCCGAGGACAUCUCCGACGCCAUCUCCCACUUCUUCACGAACCAGGUCACCGAGGCCCAGACGGCGUCGCUGCUGAUGGCGCUGCACUUCACGGGGUUGGACUUUCGAGCCGACGUGCUCGCCAAGUGCGCCCAUGCCAUGCUCGAGGCUGCGGUCCCGAUCCCCGUCGAGGAGCUCGCCGCCUGCGACAUCGUCGGGACCGGCGGUGACUCGCACAACACGUUCAACAUCAGCACGACGGCCUCCAUCAUCGCCUCGGCCCUCCUCCUCGUCUCGAAGCACGGCAACAAGGCGAGCACGUCCAAGUCGGGCAGCGCCGACAUGGUCAACUGCAUGCGGCCCCGGGCGCCCGUCAUCGCCGCGGUGAAGCCCGACACGCUCGUCCGCGUGUACUCGGCCACCAACUACAGCUUCCUCUUCGCGCCCGUCUUCCACACGGGCAUGCGCUACGUCGCGCCCAUCCGCCGGCAGCUGCCGUGGAGGACUAUCUUCAACAACCUCGGGCCGCUCGCGAACCCGGUGGAGGACGUGCUCGAGGCGCGCGUCAUCGGCGUCGGCCGACGCGACCUGGGGCCGGCCUUUGCCGAAGCGCUGCGAUCGUCGGGAUGCCGCAAGGCCAUGAUCGUCUGCGGCGAGGAGGAGCUGGACGAGAUCAGCUGCGCCGGCCCGACCUUGUGCUGGAUGCUCAAGGAAACGGCUCCCGGCGGCACGGUGGAGGUGGAGGCCUUCCGCAUCUCGCCAAGCGACUUUGGCGUCAAGCCUCACCCGCUGAGCGAGGUGUCGGGCGGCAAGGAGCCGGAGGAGAACGCGGGGAUACUGAAGCGCAUCCUGUGCGGCGAGCUGCCGGAGGAGGAUCCCCUGAUGGACUUUGUCCUCAUCAACACGGCCGCGCUCUUCGUCGUCUCGGGCAUCUGCGAGGCCGACACGAGCGACAUGGGACACGGCGACGAUGGCAAGGUCGAGACGGAACGCGGCCCGGCCGGUCAGCGCUGGAAGGAGGGGAUUCGGCGGGCCAGAUGGGCCAUCAAGAGCGGCCAGGCCUGGGAGCAGUGGAACGCGUUUGUCGACGUCACCAACGAGAUCGGUGCUUGA